This is a messenger RNA of Aspergillus steynii IBT 23096, 1009 nucleotides long. RefSeq names its product thiamine pyrophosphokinase-related protein. Bases 15 to 974 code for a protein of 319 amino acids. Gene Ontology annotation, molecular function: 8-oxo-dGDP phosphatase activity. Lineage: Eukaryota; Fungi; Ascomycota; Eurotiomycetes; Eurotiales; Aspergillaceae. The record is from RefSeq and is a predicted model, not a curated record. The transcript is spliced from 2 exons.
CUCCGGUCAUCAUCAUGUCGCCGUCCUAUCUUGACCUGGUUCGCCAAUGCGACAACUUUCCCUACUACGAGGACAGCCCCCAACUGUACCAUGACACCAAGAAACAUUUCUAUGAGUUCCGAGUCAGCGAUUGUGACCGCCUCUUGGGACACAUUCCCACCUCCGUCAUCGACAAGGUCCAAUGGCCGGAAUGCUGGAUAAUUGAUCAUUCGAAAAAGACGGCCACGCUGGGAUCAGGAUCCCCCGACACAGCCGCGGUGCGAACGAGGCUGCUAGCCACCACCAUGCACCAGAUGGCGCAAAUGAACGAUUUUCCCAUUCUCAGAGGCUGGCGGAAUGAAACCUUCCCUGUCUAUGGACCAGGUGGGGAUGUUCUCCUGGAAAUCGAGCGGUCGGGCAGUGCCCUCUUCGGCAUCGUCACGUACGGAGUCCAAUUGACUUGUUAUGUGGAAGACGAGCAUGGUCUUCGCGUCUGGAUCGGCAGACGGUCGAGGUCUAAACAGACCUAUCCCGGCAUGCUCGAUAACACGGCGGCUGGCGGACUUGGAACAGGUCGUUUACCCGGUCGCGCAGUCAUCCAGGAAGCAGUCGAGGAGGCCUCUUUGCCGACGUCAGUUCUGACAGAAGGACUGCAGUCCGCGGGCUGUCUGUCCUAUUAUUAUAUUCAAGGGUCUCAUUCCGGCGCCGCAGAUGGUUUGCUGCAGCCCGAGGUGGAAUACGUUUACGAGCUAAAGCUAGACCCGAACACGACGCCUCAACCUGGCGACUCAGAGGUGGAACAAUUUAACCUGUGGUCGGUUGAUGACGUUGGAAAUGCAUUGAGAAAAGGCGAAUUUAAGCCCAACAGUGCCAUUGUCUUGAUUGACUUCUUCAUGCGACAUGGGAUCCUGACCCCCGAGAACGAACCUGACUUCCUGGAAAUCGUUUCGCGACUUCAUCGUCGUCUAGAGUUUCCAAUCUCUACUCCCCUGUAGACGGGGCGGGCAAAAUAGCUUCAUUUUAUCAAAUG